Molecule: messenger RNA, 3555 nt
Organism: Effrenium voratum
Lineage: Eukaryota; Dinophyceae; Suessiales; Symbiodiniaceae
Source: the annotation of a GenBank genome assembly
AUCCAGGCUGGGGCCAUUUCCGGGGGUGCCGUGCGCAAUGGCUUCCAAGCCUCUGCGCUUCGGACUGGAUCUGCCGCCGGCGGAGCGGGACGCGGCCGCGGAGGCGGCGGCCAGCAAUUUGGCGGUGCAAGGCUUCUGUGUUCUGGACCUGGGCUUCAAGGACAAGAAGCAGGAGCAGCUGACGAAGGCCAAGGCCGAGGCGGCGGAGCUGGACGCCGCGGAGCAGCUCUACCGCCCUGAGGAGCUGAUUUUCACCGGGCUCUUCGGGGAUGAGGGCUCCGCCCGGAUCUUGCCGCUGAACCCGCGGGAGCUUAGAGAAGGCUCCGGUCUGAAAGCGCUGGACCAGGAGAUCACCGAUGUCGCGCAGGUUGUCGCGCCCUUUUUGUCCUUCAAGCUGGGCUUGGACAUCGUGUCCCGUGCCCGGGCGGUACUGCACGAGACCGGGCCCUUGGAGGGCGUGAUCAAACGGCUCACGGAGGAUGAGGCCUCCGCCUGGCUCGCAGAUUUCCGCUUCGGCCGCGUCAUGUGCAUCAUCUGCGUUGGCCCGGGCUUUGGCGACUUCGAGCUCAGUGUCCGAGAAAGCGACUGCAAGCCCUGCCGGGUGACCUCAUCCCCGGGCACGGUGCUGAUGAUCCGCUCGGACAAGAUUUGCGCGCGGCAUAACUGCCGCACUCGCAGCCUCCUUUUGAGCUGCAACCUGCAGGCCUCCGACAGCACCAACGCGCGGCUGGCGCCGAACCCCUGCGCGGCGAAGCUGCAGGAAUGGCUAGACGCACGCCUGCACUACCUCAAGCAAGCAGAGACAGAGGACCGCCGGGCAGAGCUGCCGAGACACCUGCGGCUGGCGAUGAACCGCCAGUGCUUCAAGGGUCAGUACAUGGCAGUCCGAGGCCUGGCGAGUCGGGUCUCGCCGUGUUGGGGCCCGGAGACCUUUUGGUGCGGCGCCGCGUCGGGUCUCGACACAUUGGUGGACGUGCCGCUGAUUCGGUGGGACCAUGAAAAGUUUUUUGACCCGGACGAGAACAGCUGGCGGCUCUACAAGACCUGCGCAAGGCACAUGUCCGUCGUUGAGGGCGUCGACCUCUUUGACAACAAGAUGUUCGGCAUCACGCCGGCGGAGUCGAAGAUUAUGGACCCCCAGCAACGGGUGGUGCUGGAAGUAGGCUACGAGGCGCUCUUCUCGGCGGGCUACAAGAAGGGCCGGCUCAUGGGGUGCCUGGGUGGGAUGUAUUUGGGCUAUGGCACUGGCAACUCCGACUUCGGCCACGUGGACCGCUCUGGCGACAGCGCCGCCGAAGGCUCCUUUGGGGCCACCGGAGGCAGCGCGGCCAUCACUGCCAACAGGUUUAGCUUUUGCCUGGGCAUGAAGGGCCCUAGCAUCGCGGUGGAUGCGGAGGACGCCUCUGGGCUGCUCUCGCUGCACAUGGGCAGUGAGGCGCUGCACGCCAAGGGCCGCGCCCUGGCCAACGAGUUCUCCCUCUGCGGUGGCAUCAAGCUGAACCUCGCAUUCUUCUUCUGGCCGCAGCGGCAGGCCGCAGGCUGGCUGUCCAAAGUCGGCCGGUGCCAAACCUUUGAUCAAAGCGCCGACGGCUGGGUCCACGGGGACGCGGCGGUGAAUGUGGUUGUGAAGCCGUUGUCGGACAACGUGGACGGGCAGCUGAAGGUCAAGGAGAGCGAGCCCUACCUGGCUUCGCUGUGCGGCUCGUCCGUGCGGCACACAGGCCACGGGGCAUCCCUGGCCGCACCGCAUGGGCCCACGGAGCAGGAAGUGAUCUCUACGGCGGUCUAUGCCGCAGGCCUCACAGGCAUGGACAUUGACGCCACGGAGAACUACGGCAUCGCCAACAUGCUUGCGGACCCCGUGGAGGUGAACUCCUGCUCAAGAGUCCUGCGCCUGGCAGAUGAUGACGAUGCGCCGCUGCUGAUGCGGGCCUCCAAGACCUCGGUGGGCAAUGCGCUCCACGCGGGGAGCGCGCUGUCCUUGAUGCAGGCCAUCCUCACCAGUGUGGCCGGCAGCAUCGCUCCGAACCUGCACUUGUUGCAGUCCAACCCCCACCUGGAUGUGGGGCAGCUGCCGCUGGGGAUUGUGACAGAGGUGGUGCCGUACCGCAUGACCAGCACCUUCGUGAACUCCUUCGCCCGGGGCUUCGGGGGGACCAACGUGUCCAUGGUCAGCUUUGCUGCCAAGGACGUGAAGCAGCUGCCGGAGCCCAGCGCGCCCAUGCCGCUGAGCGACCAGCUCGUCUACUGGCCCGGCGGAGGCGGCAAAACAGACACUGCGUCGAUGCCAGAGAAGAGCUUUGACAUCGCAGGCACCUUCUCUGAGUGGCAGCCGGAGCCCAUGACGAAGGAGUCGGAAGGUGUCUACAGCUACGUAGUGACCUUGGGGGAGAACAGGUGGGAGCAGUUUCAGAUCUGGCUGGAUGGGGACCCCACGAGGUGCCUUUGCCCGGAGCAGCACAAGGCUGGCUCCAAGAGCGGCGUGCAUGGGCCUGCGGUUAGCCCGCCGAGCUGCUGGCUGCUGGAGGGCCGGCCCCAGGGAGAGCUGCGGCUCCGCGCCAAGGGCGACCGCACGGAGGAGGUGCCGAAGGGCCAGGGCCUGGCGGGGUCCAAGUGGCGGGUGCGGCUCUGCAUCGCCGGGAAGUGGCGCAUGGUGGAGUGGGAGAAGCUGGACGAGCCCUUGGUGCCUGCGGCAGACUUGAAGAAGGGCGCCUACUUCGUCACCGCCGACUUUAGUGGAUGGGGCAUCGAGCCUAUGGAGGAUGCUGGCGCUGGGGAGUGGAAAUUCCAGGUGCACCUCAUCCGGCCAGGCGGGCGCUUUCAGAUCCUCCGGAACCGUGAUCUGGAGCAGACCCUGUAUCCGGACCUAGAGGGCACGUUGAAGGGCCCAGACGAUAGCGCGGACGGCCGCUGCUGGUUGCUGCGGGGGGAUCAGCGGGACAUCUUCCAGAUCACUCUGCGCCGUCACAUUGAGGAAGGACUAGAUCAGAAGGCCAUCUCCAUUGAACGGCUUGGCGAGAAGGAGCUGAGCGAGGACCAGGUGAGGCAGCUGGGCCGCCUGCGGCUUUCCGCCUUCGGCACCUGGGACCCCGGCGCAGGCGGCUCCCGCAUGCGGGAGCUGCCCUGGGCCGGCAGCUGCUUCCACUUCUUCGUGCGGCUGGGCGCCCAGGGCAAAGAGUCCUUCCAGCUGCUGGAGGACUUCAGCUGGAACCGGGUGAUCCACCCUUCGGUGGCCAACGCACGCUCGAGCGUCGCGCAUACUGUGGUCGGCCCAGAGUUGGGCGACGGCCGCGCACGGGGGCUGAAUUGGACCAUCGGCCUCGACGGUUACGAGAAGCCCGGGGACGUCUUUGAGGUCCAAGUCUACGGGGAGACCCGCGUGGAGCGGGUGAAAUGGCAGCGGGUGGAACCCCGGAUCUCCGCCGCAAGGAUUCAGAAGGCCGAGGACGAGGGCCUCCUCUUUGGCGCCUAGGUUUCGGCUGGACCUUAUCUUCCCAUCGCCUGGUACUCCUUGCCCUGGCCACGUUUCAUGUGGAUCUCUUCUGGACUGCAAAU